This is a messenger RNA of Vitis riparia (riverbank grape), 1326 nucleotides long. RefSeq names its product GDSL esterase/lipase 5. Bases 86 to 1219 code for a protein of 377 amino acids. The record is from RefSeq and is a predicted model, not a curated record. Gene Ontology annotation, molecular function: hydrolase activity, acting on ester bonds. Lineage: Eukaryota; Viridiplantae; Streptophyta; Magnoliopsida; Vitales; Vitaceae. The transcript is spliced from 5 exons.
UAGCAACAAUGAGGUUAGUACAUUUAUGGGUCAAUUAUAAGUAAGGCAUGAUGAUGAGUAAGACUAAGGUGAAGAAGUCUUAGCCAUGGCCAGGCUGAUCAGCUCCCUCUCCUGCAUCUUGAUUCCAACAAUACUUCUCUUCCCAACAAUCUGUCUCAGCAAAACCCAGAACCCAGAAAGCCAAGCAGCAGAAGCAUCAGCAGCCUUGUUCAUAUUUGGAGACUCUUUCUUUGAUUCUGGAAACAACAAUUACAUCAACACCACAACACUGGACCAAGCAAAUUUCUGGCCUUAUGGAGAGACCUACUUCAAGUUCCCAACAGGGAGAUUCUCUGAUGGCCGUCUUAUAUCAGACUUUAUUGCACAAUAUGCAAAGCUGCCCAUAAUUCCUCCCUUUCUCCAACCGGGUGUUCAUCAAUUUUACUAUGGAGUGAACUUUGCAUCUGCUGGAGCAGGAGCUCUUGUCGAAACGUUUCAAGGGGCGGUAAUCGAUCUCAAAACACAGCUAAAGUACUAUAACAAGGUAGUGAUUUGGUUGAGACACAAGCUGGGCAAUUUUGAAGCAAAGAUGAGACUAUCAAGAGCUGUGUAUUUGUUUAGCAUUGGGAGCAACGAUUACAUGAGCCCGUUCUUGACUAAUUCUACUAUACUAGACUCCUACUCUGAAUCAGAAUAUGUCGGUAUGGUGAUUGGCAACUUGACAACCGUUAUCAAAAAAAUAUAUAGUAGAGGAGGCAGGAAAUUCGGGUUUCUCAACUUGCCACCAUUGGGUUGUUUUCCAGGCCUCAGAGUACUCAAACCAGAUAAGAAUGGUAGCUGCUUAGAGAAAGUUUCAAUGCUAGCAAAGUUACAUAACAGAGCUCUCUCCAAACUUCUUGUAAAAUUAGAAAACCAGUUACUUGGAUUCAAGUACUCAUACUAUGACUUCAACAGCAAUCUCAAACAAAGGAUGAAUCGCCCCGCUAAAUAUGGUUUCAAGGAAGGCAAAACAGCAUGCUGUGGGACGGGCCAGUUUCGGGGAGUAUUCAGCUGUGGAGGAAGAAGAAUAGUGAAGGAAUUUCAGUUGUGUGAGAACCCAAGUGAAUAUGUAUUAUGGGACUCUUUCCAUCUCACUGAGAAGCUAUACAAGCAAUUAGCUGAUGAAAUGUGGAGUGGAUCUCCCAACUCUGAUGUUGUUAGGCCUUACAGUCUCAAAAACCUAUUCUUCCCAAGAGUAUAGCUUUUUCAAUUUUUAUGGCUACUGCUAUAGAAAUUGGAAUAAAACAAGAAAGAGAAGCAAUUUCACUGAUUUUUUUUCCUGCUAAUAAAUCAAUGAAACCCAAUUUC